Molecule: messenger RNA, 1023 nt
Organism: Helianthus annuus (common sunflower)
Lineage: Eukaryota; Viridiplantae; Streptophyta; Magnoliopsida; Asterales; Asteraceae
Exons: 2
Coding region: 1-1023 (340 amino acids)
Source: RefSeq, a predicted model, not a curated record
AUGAAUUGGAACUGUAUCACUCGGUUGCUUCGCUACUUAAGAUACACUCAGGAAUACGUGUUGCAUUAUAACAGAUAUCCAGUAGUUAUAGAAGGACAUUGCGAUGCAAAUUGGAUAUCUGACAAGAAUGAUUCCAGAGCAACAAGUGGGUAUGUAUUCUCACUUGGAGGUGCUACUAUAUCGUGGAAAUCGUCAAAACAAACGGUUAUCGCUAGAUCCACAAUGGAAUCAGAGUUCAUCGCUUUAGAUAAAGCAGGUGAAGAGGCAGAAUGGCUACGAAUGGCAUCCCAGCCCAUGUCUACUUCUGUUUCUGCAGUCAUGACUGCUGUCAUGACUUCCGCUGUUGCUGUUACAACCGGCCUGGUUGCACCACUACCUAACGCAAUCUCACUUGCUGAGAAACCUGAGAAAUUCAACGGUGUGAAUUUCAAACAGUGGCAGCAAAAGAUGUUCUUUUAUCUGACCACUCUAAACCUAGCACGGUUCUUGACUGAAACCGUUCCCCAUGUGGAUGAAGGGGAUGUGGAUGCUCAAUCACUGAGCGCGGUUCAUGCUUGGAAUCAUUCGGAUUUCUUAUGCCGCAACUAUAUCUUGAAUGGUCUAGUUGAUACGCUUUACAAUGUGUAUUGUAAAGCCAAGACUGCCGAAGAGUUAUGGGAGUCUUUGGACCGCAAAUACAAAACAGAAGAUGCGGGCACCAUGAAAUUCGUGGUGGCUAAGUUUUCGGACUUUAAAAUGAUAGAUGCUAAAACUGUCAUGAGCCAAGUCCAAGAAUUGCAACUUAUUCUUCAUGAUAUACAUGCGGAAGGAAUGAUCCUCAGCGAGACAUUCCAAGUUGCUGCAAUGAUUGAAAAGCUGCCACCAAGUUGUGUUGAUUUCAAGAACCAUCUCAAGCAUAAGCGAAAGGAGAUGACCAUUGAAGAUCUCGUUGUUCGUCUUCGUAUUGAAGAAGAUAACAAGUUGGCUUUGAAACGGAUUGAUGGUCCUGAAACAGUAAAGGCCAAUCUUGUUGAACAUGGCUAA